This is a messenger RNA of Oreochromis aureus, 2634 nucleotides long. RefSeq lists its product as uncharacterized. The record is from RefSeq and is a predicted model, not a curated record. Bases 369 to 2252 code for a protein of 627 amino acids. The transcript has 12 exons. Lineage: Eukaryota; Metazoa; Chordata; Actinopteri; Cichliformes; Cichlidae. Gene Ontology annotation, molecular function: ubiquitin-protein transferase activity.
UCAGUAAAGUAGAAGCCCAGAUAAUUAUGUUUGUAUUUCAGUUGUUCAUAUUUUUAAUAUUCUUUUCCCUGUAUUCUGGAGAAGACACAACAUCUGUACUGACAAGGAUAUAAUGAAUACUGGAUUCAAGCAACCCUUUGGUUUUGAGUUACUCUUUGGUUUUGGUUUAAAAUUAUAAUUCAUAGGCUUUAACCUGGCAUGCACAAAAGUAAAAUGCUGCAUCCAUGAUUUGUCUCUAUUGUGUGUUCAGCUUUUACUCUCAGUCUCUUUUAUGUAAGUCAUCUUUUUAUUUAAACAACCUGCUCUGCAAAUUACCUAUGCACCUGGAUCCUCCUUAAACAUCAUUAUGACAUUUCACCUUAACAGUAAUGCAGUACUUUUCCAAUCAGAUGAGUAGUCUUGCUUUAAUUUGGAAGAAAUUGGCAAAGUGUUUAAUGCCUCAAAUGUAUAAUCUUAUUUACAGGUCAUUUCCAACAAUGUUUCAAAGAAGGCAAUCCAAAGGAAAGAGGCCUUUCCCAGCUCCUAGUAAUGUCAUACAUGCAGUUCGCAACCUUCAGUUGCAAUUCUGUCUUUUGCCUGAUUCCACGACAAAAACCCCAAAGAAUGAAAUACGGCUUCUUCAAGCUGGACUUGGAAGGCGAACUCUCAGCAUAGCUGACAAUGCUGAUCAUGAAGAAAUUACUAUAGCUCUGCAUGAAGAGUAUCCGAAGAUGAAGGCCCUAACUGGUGGAUGGCUCUUGUAUAAAGCAGGAGGUGGUAGCGGACAGAGAAAUCUCUCUCUAGUAUCUCAGGGAACACAAGGCUACACAGCCAAGACGCUCAAGAUGGCCACCAACAAUGGAAAAAAUACACUUUAUAUUGUCCCUCUCCAAGAAAAAAUUGAUACUACACCUCUUCCACACGAUGCUGCAGAAUUCAGCAAAAUGCCGAAGUCUCAGUGCAAGACCUGUGGUGUGACUAUGCCUCUUCAGCUACUUGUUUGUCACGUAGAAAACUGUGUACAAGAAGCUGCGUGUGAAAGCAUGACUGACCAGGCACAUCAGAAUGAAGUCCAAUUGGAGCCUUCUUGUCCUGUUUGGGGAAAUCGUUAUCCUCCAGAUGACUUGGUCUUGCAUGCCAGUACAUGUGGUGAUCGUGAAGUGGAUGACCUGCAUCAUACAGCACAUGAAGUCAGAGACACACUUCUCAAUUUUGCUGCUGAGAUGAACACUGACAUCCCAGCCAACAAUAAGGAAGUAGAACAGUGGAAAAAGGCCAGUGAUCCCCAAGAUGCUGCAGUUUUGUUUAAGAGGCAUCUCUUAAAGGAAAAGGAGGAGAACCCCACAAUCACAGCUGUCAUUGACAUUCGACAAGAUCAAACAUCCCAGAGCCGAGAGAUCAUUGCUUUCUACAAAAGACCACAGAUUGAUUGGGCAGGACCUUUUCGUUGUUCUUUACAAGGUGACACAGCUGUUGGCACUGGGGUCCAGAGACAUUUUUUCAGCAUGGCAAUGCUAAAGUUGCAACAUGGCUUUAACAUCCAUAGCGGUGCAGCCAACAUGACCCUUCUCUUUGAGGGACAAGAGAACCAUCUAGUGCAUUCUACUUCUCAGAUUAUGGCAGACAGUGACUUAUUUGUGGUAGCAGGCAGAAUGAUUGGGCAUUCAUUUUUGAAUGAUGGGCCACGAUUGCAUGGCCUCAGCAAGGCUAUUAUUCACAUGUUGGUCCAUGCUGAUAGAGACACUGUCACUGUCCAGCUCGAUGAUGUGCCAGAUCUAGAUAUUCGUUCUACAAUUUGCAUGCUUGAUGGUAAUAAACAUAUCAGCGAGCAGCAGAAGGAUGACAUUAACAAUUUGGCCAUUUCCUGGGACUUGCCAGCCGUCAGUGCAGAAAACCGCAGAUGGCUGUUCGAACAGCUUCUCCAUCAUGCAGCUGUUCAUAGCCACAUUGUUUGGCCAGGAGAUGAGGGCGAUGAUGAAGACGAUGAUGAUCCACCUUACCCACUAAGCAUCCAAAUGCAAACAGUGGGAUUUCUGAAGACCUACAUUGAAACAGCCACUCCAUUCCAGCUCAGCCAGCUGAUGAGGUUUUGGGUCGGGUGGGAAAUUCCGACUGGUACCAUGAAGGUUGAAGUAGUCAAAGCAGACUACCUCAUAUCCUCUACAUGUUUUGGAACGUUGCGUGUGCCUGGGCACUUCCACGAGUACAAUGUCUUUUCCAAACAUGUUGAUGAUUGCAUUGCAACUUGUGCCACAGGUUUCGGUCUUAUUUAAAAGCAAUUUGUAGACACUGGAUGUCGAAUAAACUUUACCAUGCUUGAAAAAUGUUUUACGUAGCCAAAAGUUUCACUGUUACUUAGGCUUGUUGAUUUUUUGGGAAUAUUGUCAUGCGAGUUUAAAUAUAAAAAUUAAAGUUACAGUUCCCACUAUUAACAUUUAUAUUUGAAGUUAAGGAACUAAUGAUUGUGUUAUUUAGGGUUGUUUUGUUAACUUAAAGUCAUUGUCAUGCAUCCGAUUCACAUCAUCUCUUUGUUUGAAGCAGUUUCAUGGAUUACAAGAGGUGAAAAAAAGUAGAUUAAUACUAAAGCUGUAUUAAAUGUUACACACAGUCCAAUGCUGUUGAAUAUAAUGUUAAUAAAAAUCUGCCACACUGUCA